This is a messenger RNA of Rhodamnia argentea, 805 nucleotides long. RefSeq lists its product as uncharacterized. The coding region runs from base 1 to 720 and encodes 239 amino acids. The transcript is spliced from 2 exons. The record is from RefSeq and is a predicted model, not a curated record. Lineage: Eukaryota; Viridiplantae; Streptophyta; Magnoliopsida; Myrtales; Myrtaceae.
AUGUCGAAAGGCAAAGUGAGCUUGAAGCUUCUGAUCGACAUGAACAACCGAACGGUGCUCUUUGCUGAGGCAGGCAAAGAUUUUGUCGACUUCCUCAUCCACAUCCUCACGUUGCCGGUCGGACAGGUGAUCCGGCUCCUCACAAAAACUGGGAUGGUGGGCAGUUUAGGCAAUCUCUAUGGCAGCGUUGAGAAGCUGAACGAUGUGUCCAUCAAACCUUCCAAGAAAGACAUUCUCUUGAAACCCAAAGCACCCGCCUUUCUCUCCGAAAUCCCAUUUCUAUUGUUUGAUAAUCCUCCAGAUUCGACACCGAAAGCCUCCUACAGGUGCAAUUUCUCCGUUCCGUACAGUAACUGUUUGGGCUAUGUGGCCGACGACCCCUCUGCAAAAUGUCCCUGGUGUAAUAUUCCGAUGAACCUUGAAUGCAUACCUGUCAAAUCACCGGCUGCUUCAGCCGCUGAAUCUGAUGGUAAGGGCGGUUUCGUGCUAGGGGAGGUGACGUACAUGGUGAUGGACGAUCUGACGGUGGACCCUUCACCGUGGUCGACUAUUUCGAGCAUUACUUUGCUCAAGAAGUUCAACGUGAAGGAUAUUGGGCUUGUUGAGGAGAAGACGGUCAGUUUGGGAAUGGAUGAGGGUAUAAAGCUGCUGAGAAGUUCACUUCACUCCAAGAAAGUUCUCACUGAUGUCUUCCUCGGUGUGAAGCGAGAGAGAUGGUGAUCAACUUGGUGCCAUAAAAUUCCAAUUUCUCUUGAAUUUAUAUGUUAGUUUCUUAUUUUGUGACUAGGGUUAUGCAAGACUUUUA